AUGAUUCACAAGACAAAUCACCGCCCCAGCAUCGAUCACCAAGCUCGCCAAGAUUCUGAUCCAGGUGUCGAGCAAUGGGGACAAUGGUGGGGCAGAAAGCAUUAUUCCCUCGAAGUAGUACAACAACCUUUGCGCGCCCGUAUGUGCGGUUUUGGCCUCUCGCACCUGCAGCGGUCGCCAAAAUGGUUCGUUCGAAGAGAAGAUAACUCUAUCGUGGACGUGGAGGACAUUGACUGUUCUUUUUUUCUGGUCACCGUCGACCUUUGGUCAGCUGACGGGAAGCGGGAGAUGAAUCUCGUGUUACAUCCCUCGUCAUCUUCGGACCGCUACGUCGCAGCGAACGCUCAAAAAUCGCGGAAGCCUCGGAGUACCAAUGCUCCCUCAUCUCCCCACGAUGAACAACAUAGCCCGACGUCGUCUCAUUCCACCCCAAAUUCUGCUCACCAACAUCCACGCCUACCAUCCACUAUGAACCCGAUGGUUCCGGGUCCGCCGUCGGGAUACGCUAACCCAAGUUACCCUUAUCCCCAGCAAGCACCGAUCCCUGAUAACAUAACCUAUGAUGACCAAGAUUCCUACGGCUCGCCAUCCGAGUCCAACAGCGCAUGGGGAUAUGCAUCAUCAGGAACCCCCCUAGAUCGCUCGCAUAAUUUCAGCCAGCCUCACCCAUCAAUGUCGUCGUACAACCGCAACGGCAUACGGAACGGCAUGCCUGCGGCUGCCCCGGGUGAACCGUGGCAAGCACAUCCCUCAUAUCGUACGGAUUCUGAUGCGGCCAACUAUCGCAAUUGGUCAGCCGCGGAACCAUCUUAUCCGGUAAUUGUCAAUUCACAGGCAAGCGUGUACGCUGCUCAAGAAGUGGACCCAUCGAUGAGACAUCCUGAACACACCACUCAGCAACCUGAGACCGGUAGUUGGCCCCAACAACAUGUUGCGGGUGAAUCCUCGCCAAGAUACGUCCAGGAGUCUUUUCAAGGUGCAGGCAAUAGCUACGAUCACCCCCAUGUUUAUGGCGCGCCAUCACAGCCACCAUAUUAUCAGAGUAAUUAUGCUCAAAGCUCCUCAUCUUCUCCAUCAACCACACAUGCUCCAUUACCCCGACAUUCAUACACACGCACUUUAGUAGGCCCGUUGUCGUCCAACGCAUGCCGACUGCUCGACGAGCAUCGGCAGCCAGGGAUAUUUUUCCUCUUCCAGGAUCUAUCCGUUCGGACGGAAGGAACCUUCCGGCUACGUUUACGUCUAAUGAACGUUGGCGAACUACCAGCACCAGAAGCAGGCGCAGUUAGAGUUCAUACUAAUGUUUCUCCGGUCCUUGCACAAACAUUCACCGAACCCUUUGUCGUUUUCUCAGCCAAGCGCUUCCCAGGAGUUCCCGAUACGACCGCGCUGUCAAUCGCUUUUGGCAAUCAAGGCCAGAAGUUACCACUGCGAAAUCGUCACGGAACUAGCAAGCCUGGGCGUCGUCGACGGGAUGCUGACUCCGACCCCUCUGACGAGUCGGAAGAUAGUUGA
Molecule: messenger RNA, 1515 nt
Organism: Suillus paluster
Lineage: Eukaryota; Fungi; Basidiomycota; Agaricomycetes; Boletales; Suillaceae
Product: velvet factor-domain-containing protein
Exons: 9
Coding region: 1-1515 (504 amino acids)
Source: RefSeq, a predicted model, not a curated record